Molecule: messenger RNA, 264 nt
Organism: Linum trigynum
Lineage: Eukaryota; Viridiplantae; Streptophyta; Magnoliopsida; Malpighiales; Linaceae
Source: the annotation of a GenBank genome assembly
AUGUGCAGCCGAGCGAAUUUUGCCACUUCGUCCCCAUUCCUCCAACUGCACCCUUGCCCCUGUUACUUCUUCAAUUACGACGUUGGCGGCCAUGGCGAGGAGAGGGAUCAGGCUAGUGGGUUUAUAGAAUUCGGUAAUGAGUAUGAUUUUGGGUUUCUAGAAUUGGUUUACGGGUUUUGGAUUGGAAAAUUUUGCAGGGUGAAUCGAAUUGACUUUGAGGAGUUCAAAGUGGACUUGUCCAAGCGUCAGCAUUUGUCUCCUUAA